CACAUGAAAUUCUAGGGAGGAAAGCAUGGGAGUCAGCGCAGCAGUCACCCGACCUCACUGAGCCUCACUUCUUCCAUGAAGCAGAGUAACAAGACUGCCUGAUUCACAGGGAUGUUUGUAACACACACAGCACGCAGGACUCUGACAGGUGUGGCAGGUGUGCUGGUGGGACACCCGUUUGACACGGUCAAGGUGCGGCUCCAGGUCCAGAGCGUGGAGAAGCCCCAGUACCGAGGGACCUUGCACUGCUUCCAAGCCAUCAUCAAGCAGGAAGGCGUGCUGGGCCUGUACCGCGGCCUGGGCUCGCCCCUCCUGGGGCUCACCUUCAUCAACGCGCUGGUGUUCGGCGUGCAGGGCAACACCCUCCGGGCCCUGGGCCGGGACUCGCCGCUGAACCAGUUCCUGGCGGGCGCGGCGGCGGGCGCCAUCCAGUGUGUCAUCUGCUGCCCCAUGGAGCUGGCCAAGACGCGGCUGCAGCUGCAGGAGGCGGGGCCGGCCCGCACCUACCGCGGGCCCCUGGACUGCCUGGCGCAGGUCUACCGGCGGGAGGGCAUGCGCGGCGUCAACCGGGGCAUGGUGUCCACGCUGCUGCGCGAGACCCCCAGCUUCGGCGUCUACUUCCUCACCUACGACACGCUGACACGCGUGCUGGGCUGCGAGCCGGGCGACCGCCUGCUGGUGCCCAAGCUGCUGCUGGCGGGCGGCACGUCGGGCAUCGCGUCCUGGCUCUCCACCUACCCCUUGGACGUGGUCAAGUCGCGGCUGCAGGCUGACGGGCUGCGGGGCGCCCCACGCUACCGGGGCAUCCUCGACUGCGUGCGCCAGAGCUACCGCGCCGAGGGCUGGCGCGUCUUCACGCGCGGGCUGGCCUCCACGCUGCUGCGCGCCUUCCCCGUCAACGCCGCCACCUUCGCCACCGUCACCGUGGUGCUCAGCUACGCGCGCGGCGAGGAGGCCCGGCCCGAGGGCGAUGCCGUGCCCGCCGCCCCGGCGGGGCCCGCCUUGGCCCAGCCCUCCAGCCUGUGACACCCGGGGCCCCCGGCACCAGAGGGCCCGACCUCUCCCGGGGCCGCUUUUCCAAAACGCAGCCUAGACAUAAAUUGGGCCCCUGACGCCAACCGCCCUGCACCGGACUCCCAGACCCCGUGGGCUGUGGACUCCAUCAGACCUGGGUUGAAUUCCACGCCCGAGCUGGGUGACCCUGGCCACAAAUUUGACAUCCUCGGUUUUCUCCUCUGUGAAAUGGGGAUCCUCAUGCCCACGUUGUACAGUCAGGAAGCUCAGAGAUGAUGCCCCUGCGGCGCCCAGCCUGGCGCUGUUACUUGGAGUCUUCCAGAAACCCAGCCAUCACGCCAGCCCUUUCCUGGGAUCCCAGCCACACCACCAUGGGGUCUCUGAUGACCCACCCAUGAGCUUGCCAGCGACUCGCUAACGCUGCAAAUCCUCCACCUGGCGGAGCUCUCGGGACACUUCUCGGCCACCUGUCCAGUCUGUGUUAGGGACAGAGAGGCAGCUCAGGGGCUCCUGGUGUCAUAGAACUGAAUCCUCUGCCAGUGCACUCCAGCUUCUCCAUGUGGCAAGGCUGGGAAUACCCCUACCCCUGACGCUCCCACUGGAGGGUAAUCUGGGGGACCACUAAGAAGCCAUGAGACCUUCUGGAAGCUCCGUAUUGGCCUAGGGGCCGGGGUGGGGGAGCGGGCACAGGUCAGUGGGAGGGGAGGUCUCAACAGGUAAAUACAGCCAUGGCAAGGAGAAGUCUUUUCACCCUCUGGGCUUUCAGGCUGCCCAUCUGUAAAAUGGGGACGUGGGUCAGCGGAUGUCUGGGGCUCUGGCCCACUACCAACGGCCAGGAACCAACACCAGGGUUCCCCAGGAAAUGGUGUCUUUCCCAGGCAACCUCAAUGCUUCGUGUCCCUGUGAAUCAUCGCAGGGCCUGUAAGUGGGCACAGGUACCGCCAGUUUGGGCCUCUCCAGGCCGAAGGGCAUCUGAGCCCACGCUCCAGGGGCUGUCACUAGAAGCGGGGCUGUGGUGUGAGCUCAGGGCAGCCCGGGCGCAUCCAGUGCAUCAUGGCCGUGGGAAUAGGCGGGGAGGAGGAUGCUUCUGCACAAGUUGGAGGUGACUGUGGCCUCCUUUGCCCCGAGUGGCGCUCAGCCUCUUGGGCAAAGUGAUAAGCUCUCCCAGGAGGCAGGCUGUGCUCAAGGAAGGACAGGACUCCCACCUUGUGGCAUCACUGUUGUACAGAAACCGCCAAGGGAAUAAAGUGUUCUUUGUUUUUUUAAGACA
This is a messenger RNA of Globicephala melas (long-finned pilot whale), 2284 nucleotides long. RefSeq names its product solute carrier family 25 member 29 (gene SLC25A29). The record is from RefSeq and is a predicted model, not a curated record. Lineage: Eukaryota; Metazoa; Chordata; Mammalia; Artiodactyla; Delphinidae. Gene Ontology annotation, biological process: mitochondrial L-ornithine transmembrane transport. Gene Ontology annotation, cellular component: mitochondrion. Gene Ontology annotation, molecular function: high-affinity L-arginine transmembrane transporter activity.